Phyllopteryx taeniolatus (common seadragon) is the source of this 1002-nucleotide messenger RNA. RefSeq names its product guanidinoacetate N-methyltransferase (gene gamt). The record is from RefSeq and is a predicted model, not a curated record. The coding region runs from base 116 to 751 and encodes 211 amino acids. Gene Ontology annotation, biological process: creatine biosynthetic process. Gene Ontology annotation, cellular component: cytoplasm; nucleus. The transcript is spliced from 7 exons. NCBI's taxonomy places the organism in Eukaryota, Metazoa, Chordata, Actinopteri, Syngnathiformes, Syngnathidae. Gene Ontology annotation, molecular function: guanidinoacetate N-methyltransferase activity.
CUUUGACCCGCAGCGUCAGCGCGCCACAGCCAGACAUAAACCCGGCCUCUCAGCUUUCUGUCCCCUUCGCUGUGAACACACAGUCCGGCGCAGCCAUCUCCAGGGAACAAACAAAAUGAGCGCCACCGCCUCAGCUGAUCAGCCCAUUUUCUCCAAGGGAGAGGACUGCAAAAUUUCGUGGCACGACGCCAACGCCGGCUACAAUGAAGCGGACACGCAUCUGGAGAUUAUGGGCAAGCCCGUGAUGGAGCGCUGGGAGACGCCGUACAUGCACUCCCUGGCAACGGUGGCUGCCUCCAAAGGCGGUCGAGUUCUGGAGAUUGGUUUUGGCAUGGCCAUUGCUGCCACCAAAGUGGAGUCUUUCCCCAUUGGGGAGCAUUGGAUCGUCGAGUGCAACGAUGGCGUCUUUGCCCGACUGGAGAACUGGGCCAAGUCUCAACCACACAAGGUUGUCCCCCUAAAGGGCUUCUGGGAGGAGGUUGUACCCACCCUGCCAGAUAACCACUUUGACGGUAUCCUGUAUGACACAUACCCUCUGUCUGAGGACACAUGGCACACUCACCAGUUUGACUUUAUCAAGGGUCAUGCUCACCGAAUGCUUAAGCCCGGCGGGGUCCUUACCUACUGCAACCUGACGUCCUGGGGCGAGCUGCUCAAGGGAAAAUACAACAAUAUUGAGACCAUGUUUCAGGGUGAAAGCUGCAGCUGGCUACUAGUGUGGACUGAAUGGUUGGCAACAAUGGGGAAGUGAAAUGCCAGUAUUUUCAGGGAGAGCCAGGUACCUCAUCUGCUUGAAGCCGGCUUCAGGAAGGAGAAGAUAAGCACCACCACCAUGGACAUUGUACCACCCACUGAGUGCAAAUACUAUUGCUUCCAUAAGAUGAUUACCCCCACCAUUAUCAAAGAGUAAAGUGCAAAACACUUUUUUUCUACUGUGUGCCUUCUCUGACCUUCUCCUCCCUUACUUGUUUGCCUCCUUUCAAUAAAACCAAGUCCAUACCA